Molecule: messenger RNA, 1877 nt
Organism: Drosophila erecta
Lineage: Eukaryota; Metazoa; Arthropoda; Insecta; Diptera; Drosophilidae
Gene: yps
Product: nuclease-sensitive element-binding protein 1
Exons: 4
Coding region: 328-1386 (352 amino acids)
Biological process (GO): regulation of gene expression
Cellular component (GO): nucleus
Molecular function (GO): nucleic acid binding
Source: RefSeq, a predicted model, not a curated record
AUAACACAUAUCGAUAAUAAGAGUGCAAGCAACCCUGCCUCCGGCUGUCAUGUUUCACUUCCGGAGCUUGCGAACAAAAUAGAAUCGCUAAGGCAAAGAAAACCCUGCGAGUGGCGAGUGUUUUAAGAUCACACUCACAAACAACAUCCAAAGUGGUUAGUGGCAGUUGAGAGAGUGCCCCAAGACCCCGAAAACCAGCCGGGCAGACACAAACAACACCAGCACCAGCACCAACAACAACAUCGUCCGCAGCAGCAUCAGGCUCGCUAGCAUUUCCCGCUUUUCGUUUUCGUCGCAGAACAACAAAUAACAAAACCACGACAAACGAUGGCCGAUGCCGCAGAGAGUAAGCCACUGGCCGCCGAACAGCAGCAGCAGCAGCCGCCGCAGCCGGAGCAGCAGAAUCCGCCGAAUCCGCAGGAGCAGGACCACGAGCAGGAGCCGCUGGACGAGCUGCAGGGACAGCAGGGCCAGCCUGCUCCGCCCACCAAGGAAGUCAUCGCCACCAAAGUCACCGGCACCGUCAAGUGGUUCAACGUGAAGAGCGGCUACGGCUUCAUCAACCGCAACGACACCAGAGAGGACGUCUUCGUGCACCAGAGCGCCAUAGCGCGGAACAACCCCAAGAAGGCAGUCCGCUCGGUGGGCGAUGGUGAGGUUGUUGAGUUCGACGUGGUCAUUGGCGAGAAGGGAAACGAGGCGGCCAACGUGACCGGUCCCUCUGGUGAGCCGGUGCGGGGCAGUCAGUUUGCGGCAGACAAGCGCCGUAACUUCCGUCCCUGGAUGAAGAAGAAUCGCCGCAAGGAUGGCGAAGUGGAAGGCGAAGACGUUGAAUCGCCGGUGCAGCAGCAGCAACAGCAGCAGGCGGCUCCAUCCGUUGAUGGGCAGCCCCAGCAGGUGCAAACCGGACCGCGUCAGCCACGACAGAACUUCCGCCGAGGACCACCCGGUGGACCGCCCGGAGGACCUCGAGGUGGCCCCCGAGUACCUCCCGGCGGAGCUCCCGGUGGCCCCCGGCGCUACAACAACUACUAUCCGCGUCAGCCGCGACGCGGUCUGGGCGGCGGUGACGGCAGCGCCGAGCCCGGCGUCCACGAUCAGAACCCGGAGGGUGUGCAGCGAGGCGAGGGUCAGGGACCGCGUCGCGGUGGUGGCCCACCAGGCGGACCCCAGAGGCGCUUCUUCCGCCGCAAUUUCAACAAUGGUCCACCGCCACCACGCCGCGACGGCGGAGAAUACAUUCAAGGCCAGGGACCGCCACGCCCUCAACAGCCACGUCAACGUCGCCAGAGGAAACCAAAUGGCCCUGGCGGUGGUUCGGAGCAGCAGCCACAGCAGAACGGCGCUCAAGAGCUGCAAAAUACAACCACAGAGAGCACUGCAUAGAAAGGAUCGUCGAACCUUCAAAAAACCGUCAACAUCAUCAGCAGUAGCAGCAGCAUAAUACUACCAUCGCAGAAGCAGCAGCUCAUCGUCAACAUCAGCGAUCACUGCAAAAUGGUGCAACAAGAUCAGCAAAUAUUGCAGCAAGUUUGCUAAAUGAGCCGCCGCGUUUUUUCGGUUUGUUUGCUUUUUGUUUUGUUUCGUAGGGCAGCAGAAUGAAUUGUAGAACUUAUAGGAAACUAACAUCGUAAAAAUUUAUAUCAAAUUCAAAAGAAUCCAAUUUCCAUCAAACCUGGCCGUCAAAAGUUUGCAUAAUUGUGGAAUUUUAUUGUAUGAACAACCAUAACAAAGAAACAUUUAAAUUACACAGCAAUUUAGCGCCGGUAUACCUUAACUAUUAUUACAACUUUUAUUUAUUCUGAAAGCAUUGUUACCGUUGUGCGUUAAGCAAACGUUUCUCGUUUUAAGGAACAUUAAAAACCUAUACAACCACA